Molecule: messenger RNA, 3226 nt
Organism: Sorghum bicolor (sorghum)
Lineage: Eukaryota; Viridiplantae; Streptophyta; Magnoliopsida; Poales; Poaceae
Product: formin-binding protein 4
Exons: 9
Coding region: 943-3021 (692 amino acids)
Molecular function (GO): protein binding
Source: RefSeq, a predicted model, not a curated record
GCGACGCCUAGCGGCCAUGGCCGCGGCGGGCCGCAGGGUCAAGCUCGACCUCUUCCUCGAUCCCUCCCCCGGGGAGGCAUCACAAAAUGAUGGAAUAGGAGGUGAAAACCGUGACCAACAGACUGUGGUUCCCACUUCUCCAUCUUCAGGUGGGUUUCAUCAAUUUCCUUCCAAGGGAUAUGUAAAGAAGACAUGCCUAUGGAUUAUGGAACAUAAAUAUGGUGGAAAUUUGGAUUUGUGUACAAGAAUGUAUACCUCUGCAUACCUGGUUCUGAGAUACAUGUAGGGUUGCCGGCAUGCAAGGAACUUUGAGUAAAUUCUUCAGACUGAGCUGCCACUGUCAAAAUUGAGUGAAUGCCUAUGGGUUAUUUCUCAUUUGGCAGCAUCUAAGCGUGGGGAUUUCAGGAUGUGAUUGGUCCUUCCUCGGUUCGUAUGUCUCUUUCUUUGUAUGUAGCUCCUAACCUGGUCUUCUUAUUUAUGACCAGAUUUCUGUAACUUCACAUUAAUAAUUUGAACAGUACCAUAUUUUACAACACUGUUGAUUUCAUUAUGCGUGCUUCAGAAAAGACCUUCACUGUAUUUUGCCACACCAUAAAAACCUUUUUAUUUCUGAAAUUUUCAUGUAAUUUUAUUUUCAGAUAAAAAGGAGAAUCCUCUAGCAUUGCUCGGGCAAUAUAGUGAUGAUGAAGAGGAAGAUGAGGAUGCAGCAGAUCAACCCACUGGUGAAGCUAAGGGGAGUCCAGGAGAUGCUAGUGCUCAGCUGGUGAUAAUGGUGUGGCAACAGCAGAACCAUCAGCUUCUGUCGGUGAUCAACAAGAAGCACCUCAAGCUGGUGAUAUUAAGAACAAUACCCAAAGUGUUACUGAAAAAAACACUAUUGCUCCUGAGUCAACUAUACAAGAGUGUGUGAAAGCAACUGAAUCUGUUCCUGAUUCAUCUGGCAUGCAAAUUGUUGGUGACGUCGGUGGAAAUUGGAAAGCAGUAAUGCAUGAACAGAGUAAUCAGUGUUAUUACUGGAACACAGUUACUGGAGAAACUUCUUGGGACAUACCAAAUGGAUUAGCUUCAGGAGUUGCAACUGCAUCUGUUUCUUCUGAUGUGGACUAUUCACUGGAAGCUCAAACCCAUAUCCUUCCUCACAGCACACUGGAAGCAUAUCCAAGUGACAUGUCUGUUGGGAAUGGCACAGCAACUUAUGCUAAUUUUGGAAUGGCAUGUGGAAGUGCACAGGUUACUCAAGAUGCUUAUGCUUAUGCUGCUCCUAUCGCCAGUCACGAGCCUAUGGACAUUGAUCCCUUGUAUCUUGCAAAAUAUGGUGGUGAUAUGCUGCAAAGAUUGAACCUGCUGGAAAGGCUCUGUGGCUCGAACGAAGGUCUUGAAUUGAUUAGAAGAGAAAUUGGGGUGCGGAUAUCGGACUGCAAUGCACUAUCAUCAUAUGGAUCUUCUUUGCUCCCGUUGUGGUUACAUGCUGACGUGCACCUUAAGCAGCUAGACUCUUCCAUUUCCAAGCUGGAAAUGAGCUACCACGCAGAUACAGAACUUAGGAAUUCGAAGAUAGAGGUUGCUGAACACAAGGCACCUGAUGAAGCUGACAUGACAACACCCUCCAAUGGUGAGGCUUUGAGGUCUGAGGUUAGUGCUGGGAUUACUAUCGAUGAAAAUGUGGAGAUUGAUAAGCCGGCUUCAACAUCAUCUGCUCAGAAUUCUCAAGAUAGGGAUCUUGCAGCAGUUCCUCCAAAAGUUGAAUCUGACAAUGAUGAAGAUAUGGAUGUGGAAAUGGAAGUUGAUGAAGAUAAUGUUGAAGAGCAGGCACAUUGCAGUCCUGUACCUAAAAAGGAGCAUCCUCCAUCAGAACAGUUGAAUUCAUCUAAUUUGUCAUCAUUUGAAGAUCCUACAUCUCCUGAGGAUAGUUCUUUCCCUCCGCCUCCACCAGAAGAUGAAUGGAUUCCACCUCCACCACCUGAAAAUGAACCAGUUCCUGAAGCUCCCCCAGAAGAGCCAGCUGCAUCAUAUGUUCAGGUGGAUACAAUUCCUCAGCCAUAUAUAGCUCAAGCAAAUGUUGGCUAUACAAUUUCAGGAAUGGAGUACUAUGGUACUGUCGGUACAGAAGGUACAAAUGCCAAUUACUAUAUGCAACUGAGUGAGCCUUAUGUCCUUCAAGCACAGCAGCAUUCUUAUUAUGCACCAAUAUCUAGGAGUGGUAUAUCUGUUUCUGUUGAUGGCACAUCUAUUGCCCCAGAAUCUUAUUAUACCUAUCCUUCAGUCACUAUGGCUGCCAGCACAGUAGCAGCUGAACAUUCUGGAUACUACGCUUCAUCAAUCUCUGCCAUUUCUAGCAGUGCAGCAGAUAUCAAAACAAGCUCAGCUUCUCUUGUUUCUGCAAAUAGCAAUUCAGAUCUCAAUGGUCUUGAUAAACUUAUAUCCAAUGAUGCAAGUAUUAUGCCUUUGACCCAACCUGUACUAGCAACAUCAGCUGCUGGAACAACAUCUGUUCUUGGAAGUUCUACACAGUCUUCUAGCAGUACUACAAAUCAGACCAGAGUUAUUCGUAGCAAGAAGCGGGCUGUUGGUAUUACAUCGUCUAUGAGGUCUAAUAAGAAGGUUUCAAGUUUGGUGGAUAAGUGGAAAGCUGCAAAAGAGGAACUUCGUGGUGAAGAGGAAGAGGAGCCUGAAAGUGCUCUGGAGGCAUUAGAAAGGAAGCGACAAAAGGAAAUAGAGGAAUGGCGGAAACAACAGAUCACUAGCGGAGAGGCACAGGAAAAUGCCAAUUUUGUUCCUGUUCGUGGUGAUUGGCGUGACCGUGUAAAACGUAGAAGGGCUGAAGCAAAAAAGGAAUCAAAAGAUGACACUGUUGCUGCAUCUCUAAGUAGUUCCGAACAGCAUAAAGGACCCCCAGAUCUAGCAGAGCUCUCCAAGGGUCUUCCUACUAGUUGGCAGGCAUACUUGGAUGAGUCUACUAAGCAGGUCUAUUAUGGGAACACCCUCACGUCAGAGACGUCCUGGGAGCGGCCAACAAAAUGAAGAUCUACAACCUUGGUGUGCGGUCAACCGAACGAUAGGACUAAUUUGACCAUGUAGAUGGUGCUGUUCAAUGGUCAGCUCAAUUUUGUUGUAGAUAUCUCCUUGUCGAGUCCUCUAAAUGAACGAACAGAAGUGCCAAGCAUGUUUAGAGAAUGAAUAUGGAAAGUACAAAAGUUAAAAUCUAUGAUUUAGCCAUUUUCUAAAA